AUGCUGUCCAUCACCCGAUCUACAACUCGAUCAUGGAGGAAGUCACCCAUACGAUUUAUGAAGAGAGUCUUUUCGGAACAAGUGAGAGUGGAAGAACAUGAUCCUUCGAUACUGCUUAGAGAAGUCAUGAGAAACGUCGCUCAACCAGUAGCCAUAGCCGUCACUUGUGCUCCUUCCACCUCUCCUUUACAUGGAAAAGCAAAUUACCACGGAGCGACCCUCACCUCUUUCACCUCUCUUACACUCUAUCCUCAUCCCCUCGUAGCAUUUUCAUUGAGAUUACCAUCGAGGAUGGCGGAUUGUCUAAGACCGUAUAGGACACAUGGAGACCACCAUCAACAGCAGCAGCGGCAUCCUUCAUCAAAAUCAAAACCAAAUACAUUACAGCAAGAGGCUAUAAUGAAUGAAUCAUUGGAAAAUACCCCAAUGAUAAAAGGUAUCACACUCCCACCCAAAUCCGAAUUACCAUGGCUAUUAUCUAAAUUACCUAUGCCUGAACAACCUCCCGAAUGGGCCAAAAGCUUAUUCGCUCAGAUACCUAUACCUAAUACACUAGGAGGAGAUACUUCUCAAAAUCCACUUCGAUCUACCCCUUCUUUAACUGCGUAUAUACCACCAACACAGCAUAAAACGAUCAAUACCGCUCAUCCUACGCCAUUAACAAUCUCACUCUUAUCUAAAUCAAAUGAAACCAUGGCCGACUCACUCUCCCUCCCUCGAACAGACCAUUCAUCAAUAUUUAAUAUGAAAGAUACAUGGACCACCCACAACAAUCAUCCUCCAUCGCUGAAAGGGUCAAUCGGUUCAUUACAAUGUGAGAUCGUAGGUAGUGUCUUGCUUAAAGAUCUCUGUGGGUCUGCUCCGAUAGAUGCAAAGGGAGGAGAAGGAAGUGAGAUGUUUAUAUGUCGAGUUAUAGGUGUGCAUAUUUCAGAUGAGAAAGGUUUGGAACCUUUGUUACAUUGGAGAAGGAAAUAUGUAGGAAUAAGAGAUGAGGGGGAAACAAGCGAGGUAUGA
Messenger RNA from Kwoniella mangroviensis CBS 8507, 1014 nucleotides. RefSeq lists its product as uncharacterized. The transcript has 2 exons. Bases 1 to 1014 code for a protein of 337 amino acids. The record is from RefSeq and is a predicted model, not a curated record. Gene Ontology annotation, molecular function: FMN binding; riboflavin reductase (NADPH) activity. Lineage: Eukaryota; Fungi; Basidiomycota; Tremellomycetes; Tremellales; Cryptococcaceae.